ACGAUCACAGAUCAGUUUGUGUUGAAACCUCUUGGAAAGCAGAUCAUUUUCUUUAAAACCCGUUUGUGGUAAAGUGUAGAAACUUGACAUCUGUCAAAAUGCAAUUUUCAAUUGUGAUUUUGGCCUCGCUAUUGGCCUGCACAUGGGCCGGCAAUGUGCCCACCCAGCCAGCACCCAAACAAUUGGUUUGCUACUAUGAUUCGGCCAGUUUCGUCAAGGAAGGCCUUGCCAAAAUGGUCGUUGACGAUUUGGAACCCUCCUUCCAAUUCUGUACCUACAUCAUCUACGGCUAUGCCGGCAUUGAACGUGACUCCUUCAAGGCAAUGAGUUUGAAUCAAAAUCUUGAUUUGGAUUUGGGCAAGGGUUUGUACCGUACCGUUACCCGUCUAAAGCGUAAAUAUCCCAAUGUUAAGGUUAUGUUGAGCGUUGGUGGUGAUCGUGACAUUGAGACCGGCGAAGAUGCCAAGGACUUGCCUAACAAAUAUUUGGAACUUUUGGAAAAUCCCAUUGGUCGUCAACGGUUCAUUAACACCGUUUAUGCUUUGGUCAAGACCUAUGGCUUUGAUGGUGUCGAUAUGGCCUAUCAAUUCCCCAAGAACAAGCCCAAGAAGGUACACAGCGGUUUGGGUGGUUUCUGGAAGGGUAUUAAAAAGACUUUCACCGGUGAUUUUGAUGUUGAUCCCGAUUCGGAAAUGCACAAGGAACAGUUUACCGCCUUGAUGCGUGAAUUGAAAAAUGAAUUGCGUCCCGAUAACUAUUUGGUCUCGGCCACAGUUUUGCCAAAUGUCAAUUCGUCGAAAUUCUUUGAUGUCCCGGCCUUGAACAGCUACGUGGACUUUGUCAAUUUGGCUGCCUUUGACUUCUACACCCCUGAACGCAACCCCAAGGUGGCUGAUAUUGCCGCUCCUCUCUACCCCUUGGCUGAUCGUGAUCCCGCAUUCAGUGUCGAUUCCGUAGUCCAACAUUGGUUGCGCAACGGCUUCCCCAGCACCAAGAUUAAUGUUGGCAUCAGCACCUAUGGCCGUCCCUGGAAAAUGACUGAUGACUCUGGGGACUCCGGUGUACCACCAAUUUCCAAGGUAGAAAAUGAAGCUCCCAAGGGUGAGAACACCCAAAUCCAAGGUCUGUACAGUUGGCAAGAGGUUUGCCAAAUGUUGCCCAAUGCCAACAACAUGUAUGCCAAGGGUGCCAAUGCCCCAUUGAAAAAGGUUCUUGAUCCCAGCAAAAGAAGUGGUGUCUAUGCCUUCCGUGCUGCCGAUAAGAAGGGCGACCAUGGUGUUUGGGUAUCCUAUGAAGAUCCCGAUACAGCUGCCGAAAAGACCGCCUAUUCGAAGAAUUUGAAUUUGGGUGGUGUUGCUUUGUUCGAUUUGGAAUACGAUGAUUUCCGUGGCUUGUGUGUCGGUGAGAAAUAUCCCAUUUUGAGAGCCAUCAAAUAUCGUCUACUCAACUAAAGCGCAGCGAGAGAGAGAGAGCAGGAGAAGAUGAUUUUGUUUUUUAGGAAUUUAUAAAACACUCACAUUUUAUGUUUUUUUUGCACUAAUUUUAAGGUGUACAUUUAUUUUGCAUAGUUUUUUUGAAAAUCGAAAAUAAAAAAAAAAUUAAAAAAAAA
Messenger RNA from Musca domestica (house fly), 1609 nucleotides. It is a transcript of the gene Idgf6, whose product is annotated as imaginal disk growth factor 6. Gene Ontology annotation, molecular function: chitin binding. The transcript is spliced from 3 exons. NCBI's taxonomy places the organism in Eukaryota, Metazoa, Arthropoda, Insecta, Diptera, Muscidae. Bases 99 to 1451 code for a protein of 450 amino acids. The record is from RefSeq and is a predicted model, not a curated record. Gene Ontology annotation, biological process: chitin catabolic process; carbohydrate metabolic process. Gene Ontology annotation, cellular component: extracellular region.